Molecule: messenger RNA, 7049 nt
Organism: Phasianus colchicus (ring-necked pheasant)
Lineage: Eukaryota; Metazoa; Chordata; Aves; Galliformes; Phasianidae
Source: RefSeq, a predicted model, not a curated record
CAGCUAUUUUUAUUAUUUUUUUUUUUUCUCCCCUCCCUUCCCCCCACCCCGCCACUCCUCCCCCUCGCAACACCCACCGCCGGCAGCGGGGAGGUAAGAGGAGGAGGAAGCGGCAGGGUCUGGGCUGCCAGCAGCGGGAGGACAAAACCCCCAUGAAAUAAAUACAAUCCCACAUCCAGCUGGGAGGAUGGGACGGGAGCGGCAGCGCUCCGCCGGCCCUCAAUGGGGGUUUCAUUGAGCGGAUAUUUGGGCUGUCCUGCGGAGCGGUCGCACCGAGCUCGCCGCUCUCUGUAGGUGCCUCUUUGCGGCUUCGCAUUUUUAACGGUUUCGUGUAUUUCGGGAGCAGGGAAGCGCACAAUGCUGGAAAGGAGCAGGGGGCGGGGCGGGGGCGAGCAGCUGAGCCGCGUUUCGGUGCAUUUCAUCAGAGCGCUUUGCACGGAUUUGUUGUGUUUUUUUAUUCCUCCCCCUUUUGCUCUCCGUCAGCUGUUCGCAACCCAGCACAGCGUUUUCCCUUCGCUGGGUCGGGACUAAGAACUCAUUUCGGUAUCAAUGCUCGAUGCAGAGGAGCAUGGGGCUGCGGGUGAGCGGCCGCGGGUAGCGCGGGGGCACCGAGGUAAGGGCGCUGUUCCCCGGGGCGAAACGUGCGGCUCUCGUGUUAAACUGCAAAGAGGGAGAAAAACUUCCUGUAGCGAGUCAGGCUUUGUUGGGCUGUGUUAAUGCGUUUGGUGUGCGUCCGUCUUUGCUGCUGUUGGAUUCCCCUGAUGGGGUUGCACGGCUCGGGGAGCCUCUGCUUUGCAUCCUUUUCUCCCCACUACGCUGGAAAUGACAAAAGGAGUAAACUUCCUUUGCUCGUGGUCGCGUAUCAGGAGGGCUUUCUGCAGGGAGGCGUGCAUCUGCCCGCGGCUGUGCAGCUGUGAGCGCUGGAGGCGGUCGGGCAGAGCGCGGAGCUCCGUGCAGGACCGGAGGUGUGCGUGCACCCCGGAGCGGCUCAUGGCCGCUGCCCUGCGGCGUCCGAAAAGGUGCGUUGCAUUCCUCCUUAACUUGUAAAGGCUCCUGGUUUGUUUGUUUUUCUUUGUUUUUUGGGUUUUUUUGUUGCUUUUUUUUUUUGUUUUGUUUUUUUUGCUAUCUGUGAUGGGACUUUUUUUUAAUUUUCUUUUUUUUAUUAUUUUUUUUCCCCCACUACAUAAUCGGAAAUUACAGGCGUCUUUCUUCGUGUUUUAAUUGUGUUCGUUUCUUUAUUUCCAUUUUUUUUUGCUUUAGUUUCAGGUUCUGGGCACAUCUUUCCUCUCCUUGGUGGAACUACCGUAAAAUUCGCCUCUAACAAGAGCCCCCAGCCCGGGAAUCGACACGGAGAGCCCCGCCAUGCCGGGAAUGAUCAGCAAGAACCCAGAUCUCGAGUUCGACUCCUUACAGCCUUGUUUCUACCCGGACGAAGAUGAUUUCUAUUUAUGCGGGCCGGACUCGGCCCCUCCCGGGGAGGACAUCUGGAAGAAGUUCGAGCUGCUGCCCACCCCUCCGCUUUCCCCCAGCCGGGCCGGGCUGCAGGAGCACCCCCCGGGAGGGGCUCCAUUGCCGUGGGGAGGGGCGGCCCUGGGGAGCUGCCGUCCCGCAGAUCCCCUGGACUGGGCGUCCGAGUUGCUCCUCCUGCCCCCCGAGGCCGAGCUGUGGGGCGGCGCGGACGGCGCGGAUUUCUUCGAGACCGGCCUCGGGGCGAGCAACAACCUCAACUCCAUCAUCAUCCAGGACUGCAUGUGGAGCGGCUUCUCGGCCCGCGAGAAGCUGGAGCGGGUGGUGAGCGAGAAGCUGCAGGGCAAGCCGCCCGCCGCCGCCCCGCCGCCUCCGCCCCCCGUUGUACCCACCGCCGCUGUCGCCGCCGCGAACAGCCCCAGCGCCGGUCCCGGCCGCGCGGAGCUGGGCGGCUCCGUGCCCGAGUGCGUGGACCCGGCCGUGGUCUUCCCCUUCCCCGUCAACAAGCGGGAAGCGGCGGUGCCGAGCGGCGGUGAGACCCUGCGUGGCGGCCGCCCGCCGCGUCCCGCCGGGGACAGCCGGGCCAGCAGCAGCAGCUCCGGGGACGACACGCUCAGCGACUCGGAUGAUGAAGACGAGGAAGAAGAGGAUGAUGAAGAAGAAAUAGAUGUUGUGACAGUGGAGAAAAGACGCUCCUCCUCCAACAAGGCUGUUACCACCCUCACUAUUACAGUGCGUCCUAAAAAUACCACUUUUCCAUCAGUCAGGACACAGCAGAAUGAACUGAUUUUAAAGCGUUGUGCACCAAUUCACCAGCAGCAUAAUUAUGCCGCUCCUUCUCCAUAUAUGGAGAGUGAAGAUGCACCACCACAGAAAAAGUUAAAAGCCGAGGUGCCCCGUCCAGUAAAACCCAUGAUCCAACCAAAGUCUAAGAGUUCAAGUCCUCGAAACUCUGAUUCGGAGGAUAGUGAACGUCGACGUAACCAUAAUAUCUUGGAGCGUCAGAGGCGUAAUGAUCUACGGUCCAGUUUCCUCACGUUAAGGGACCACGUUCCAGAACUUGUUAAAAAUGAGAAAGCUGCAAAAGUUGUGAUUUUGAAAAAAGCCACUGAAUAUGUCCAUUCCCUUCAGGCAGAGGAACAGAAGUUGUUGCUAGAAAAGGAGAAAUUGCAAGCCAGGCAACAACAGUUGCUAAAGAAAAUAGAGUACAAGCGGACUUGCUAAACUUUUUUCUUUCUCUUUCUCUCUUUUUUUUUCUUUUUUUUUUUUUUUUUUUUUGGCUGACCAGGACAGUCAUUGCCACUUUGCACAUUUUUGAUUCUUUAAAAAAAAAUUGUGUUUUUUGACGUUAAGAAUGUUGGUUUUACUUUCAAUUCAGUCCCUGAAGUAAUUGACAAACUUUAUUAUCCGGGUACGGAGCAAAUGGAUGUUCUUGCAAGAAGUUUAUUGCAAGACUACCAAACAACAAUGGACUGCCUUUGUUUUUCUUCUUAAGAACUGUAGAUGGUGGAUUUUUAAAAUUUUUUUUAAUUGUUGUGAGCAUUUGGAGCUGCUGAUGACAUCUAGUUGAGUUAAAAACAUUCAUUCCUAAUUUUUAUGGUGCUUAUGUUCUAACAGAUGUUACUUUAGGGGGUUGGCAUUUGUACCCCUCUGGGAAUUUUCUGUAAAUACCAUCUACACACUUGCCUUUUGUACAUGUCUUGGGUUAUGAGAGGUGGCUUUUGCUGCCAGUAUUAGACUGGAAGUUCAUACCUAAGUACUGUAAUACCUCAAUGUUUGAGGAGCAUGUUUUUGUAUACAAAUAUAUUGUUAAUCUCUGUUAUGUACUGUACUAAUUCUUACAUUGCCUGUAUACUUUAGUAUGACGCUGAUACAUAACUAAAUUUGAUACUUAUAUUUUCGUAUGAAAAUGAGUUGUGAAAGUUUUGAGUAGAUAUUACUUUAUCACUUUUUUGAACUAAGAAACUUUUGUAAAGAAAUUUACUAUAUAUGCCUUUUCCUAGCCUGUUUCUUCCAGUUAAUGUAUUUGUUAAUGUUUGGUGCAUAGAACUGGGUAACUGCAAAGUUCUGUGUUUAAUUUCUUCCAACGGUGUACAUUUAGUGCUGCGUCUUAUAGCACUUUGAAAUACCUCAUGUUUAUGAAAAUAAAUAGCAAUUACAUGAUGUGCCAUUUACUAUUUUUUCUUUUAAAUGAAAUUCCUUGAAAUAAAGUCUUUAACUUUGCAAUGUUUAUGAAAUAAAAAACGUAGUCCCAUAUGUAGAGAUUUGAACUCUAAAGGUAUAGGUGAUGUUUUACAAAAAGCCACUCAGAACAUUACUAUUUCUGGUAAAAAAAAAGUAAUUGCAAGAACAAUUUUCCUGUUCUUUCACAAUUGGUAUGUCUCUUGUGAUGUCAGAGUCUUUGCAGGGGAUCGGCCGUAUCGGUUAAUGGAGAGACUUCAAUGUCUUGUGAAGGCUUCUGGAACAUGGACUACAUAGUGAAGUGUGAGAGGGGCUAACAGACUUCAAUUAAUGUUAUUUCUUGUCUAGCCACAGAUCCUCUUUUUUUAGUACUCUGCUAGGUGACUAAAAGUUGACAAUCCUACUGAAAAUGAAGUGUGGAGAGCUGUGAAGCCUGUGUCAUAUGGCACAUAGUUUGGAAAGAAAUUGGUGGGUGGUCAUCAAGUGAUGUGGUGGUGUUUUGUAUGACGGAAGCAAGAGUUGACUGAGAUAACACGAGUCAUAUUUUGGCAGUUGUUUGAGAUUAAGGCCCUAUUUUAUUUUUUAGACAGUACAGAUGCUUCUGAUGUUCUCUUUCUCCAUGCCAAACUUGAAAAAUAAGGUAUAGAUUGGUGAACAAAGGAUGAAUUGAAAGAAGCUAAUCUAGGACAUGUGAUUCUUAUUUAAUCAUGAUGUACAGGGUUUGGUGACUGAGCUACAGAUCAUCUCAUUUGCCAUGAAGUAAGACAAGUACAAGAGCAAAGUCACCACAAUAACGUGUGCCAUAUGUCCGUGCCCUACAGUAACUUGGUGUAUCAUAGCCUGUGUAUUUGGCUCCCAGUCCCAAAAACAAAGAGUUAAUCCUAGGUUUCAUUGCAGCAAAUCUUUAUCUUCAACUGGCACAAAUUGGUGUAGUGCUGCUUGGAUUCAGCAAGGCCUACGUGACUUUUAUAAAUUUCACCUGAAUAUGUACAUUUAAUAUGUAUCUUCUCCAAAUCAGACUUGAGAGCUCCAACAGUUCCACAAACAACCUUUAUUUCUUUCCAUUUUUGGUGGACAUCUGGUUCACAUCCUCCGCUCAAAGCAAGAACAAACUACGUGAGAAAAAAGGUUGCUCAGGGUCAAACAGCCAAGUUCUGAAUGUCUUAAAAGGAUGGAGAUUGAACAGCCAGACGACACUUCCAAUUUUUGACUGCCGCGACAAUCAAGUUUUCCUGAUGCUCCUUCGGAAUUUUCUUUGCUGUAACUUAAGUCCAUUGCCUCCUGUCUUUUGUGUUUAACCUCAGAGAAGAGUCUGACUCCGCCUCUGCAACCCUCCAUUAGGUAGCUGAAGACAACAAUUACUUCUCCUUUCUCGAGGACGAACCCAGUUCUGCCCCGUAUUGUUGUGUUAGUGGAGCACUUGGAGUAUAAUAAAGGUGUCAAAUACUUAGCUUUGUUUGGAAAUCGAGCACAAAUUCCCAUUUUGAAAUCCUUUUUCAAUGUGCAAUCCUUUUGAAUUCAGUGAUAAGCGUCCAACUGUUGUCAAUGGAGAUAGGAUCUGCCCCAUCCACUACAGGGUACUGUGAUGUUUUCUGCUGUUGGGUGAGUUUAUCUUUUCUUCCUCCCACUCUCCCAAAUUCUGGGGGUUAAUAGGUUUGCUUUCACAUUGUUGAUGCAGGAAGCAAUUUGUUAAUGGUAAAUGCUUUUGUAAACAAAUUCAGGUGUAGGAUGUUAUUAAACUGCAAUUGUUAAAUAGGUGAUAGUGGUUUUAGAUUCAUAAGAAAAAAAAGGUGUCAGAAAGAUAGCUUUUGAAAAGAACAGAGAAACAGUAGAUUUAAUAAUUUUUUCAGUACUUGAAGGAGUACAUAGAGAAGUACAUUGACACAUAGCAACAACCAGAACAAAAGAUCCUGCUCCAAGCAUAGCUAGAAUUAAAAAUUAUUAAUGACUACGUCAUGUAAUGAAUGGAGAAACUAUUCAGUCUGUUGUUUUGUCUGUUUUCAGUAUACAUACCUUGCAUAAAAAUCUAGAAACGUGGAGAAGCUGUUAGAAAACUUGACAAGUACCUAAUAACUGGUUAUUAAAAGAGGGUAUUGCCUAUUCCUGAAGGGAAAACUGAAUUAGAAUAAUCACAAUCUUAUCUGAUUAGCCAUAAAAAUUCCCAAGUUACUUUUCAUACAAGAUUGAAUCUGCUGAUAGAAUCAGAUGUAUCCCUCCCAAAUCACAUAUCACAGAGGACAAUCUCGUCUCGCUUUUAUCUUUAUUUUCUUAAAAGUACCACUAAAAGUACAAGGGACUUCAAGCACCAAAAUGAAAUGAUUCCCCCAUAAACCAGUGUAAGUAAAAUACCAGCGGGAGAGCAUAAAAAGGUGAAAUGUGUUAAUGAUGUCAUUACCACCAGGUCACUUGUUACCAUGAGUGUGAAACAAAGUGCAUUUCUCAAACCCCAAGCUGCUGUUAUAGCAACUUAUCACCAACUCUUGGCAGAACUGCUUGAGUUUUCAUGAUGUGUAAGAUUUGCAGAAGUUACAUUAGCUCCCGGUAAAUAUGCUGAUAAACCAAGCUAGAAUAAAAUGACUUUAAAUGGAUCCUGUUCUUAAGCCUGAGUUUCCUGACUUGUGACUGUUUUAAAUCAGAUUAAUUUUAUUUAAAGGUUUAAGUUUAGUAUAAUGAAUUUAACUACUUUUUAAUGUACCAUACUAUUUAUCACACUCUUGGCAAAUGCUUCAUGAUUUAUAACUGAGCUCCCUUCUUCUCCAUGUCUCUACUUCCACUUUUUUUUCCCCUUCACCUUUCUACUAGAAACUGGAAUUUUCUCUCACAAGCCCAAAGCCAUCAAACUCAAAGAGGAUUUGAGGUUCACCCCUGUAAAAUAAGCAGGGAUUUCAGUAGAAGCAUGGGAUACACAAAACUUCCAGAAAGCUCACUGCAAAAACAAUAGCCAUGCUAAUUGUAGGACCAGCACAGCAGUGUUUGCUGGAGUACCAAUGAACAAAGCACUAGAUCGCCUCAGCAGCUUGCCUGAAUUCAGAGCCCUUGAGCCCAGACAAUCUUUCUCUUCUGCUGGGCUACCUUUUCCAUUCUGCCACUACAAGCUGUUUUUUGCUGCCUGUCUGCUUGUGCUGAGCCUCCAAGGAGGCGUGGCCAUAGCAAAAUGGGUAUUUUGCUGUUAGGAUGCAUGAGGUGGGAAUUUCCCCUAUCUGCAAAUCUGUAAUUCUCGUCCAGCUUUGUGCCUCUUCUUUCAAUGAGCAUGUAUUUUAGCAACAAGUGACUCGAAUAUAGUGUGCAACAAGUUACUCUUCAUCUGUGAACUUGGAAGAUCCCUUUUAUGUGUGCUUUAGGUAUAGACUAACAUAUAUGUUGCGUGCAUCCAAGGAAUUCCCUAUGUCAGUUAUAAACCC